Messenger RNA from Lathyrus sativus (Indian pea), 543 nucleotides. The record is from the annotation of a GenBank genome assembly. NCBI's taxonomy places the organism in Eukaryota, Viridiplantae, Streptophyta, Magnoliopsida, Fabales, Fabaceae.
AUGACUGAUGAAUGUACCACGAAUAGAUACCGUAUCUCGUAUGCUAGAGUUCUUGUUGAAAUUGAUAUUACACAAGAUCUCCUUUCUGAAAUCACUAUAACAUAUGAGAGAGGAGAGAAGAUGCAACAAAGAGUAGAAUAUGAAUGGAGACCUCCAUACUGUACAAAAUGCCAGCGGAUUGGACACAAAUGUGAGGAGAUGCAUCUGAAGAACCCAACCAAGCAGUGGAUCCCAAAAGAGAAAAAGCACCAAGAUGAUAUUGUGGCUGUAAAGGAAGUGGAGACAUUGAAGACACCAACACAGAAAGUUACAAGACAGGAACAUACUAUAUCUGGAUCAAUUGUGCGAAUGACGAAUAGCAAACAAACAGAUACAGAUGAAGGUAUGGCGUGGACAGAGGUGAGGAGGAAAGACAAAGUAAAGGCCAAUGGUUUUGAUACUGGUUCAAGUCCAAAAAACAAGAAGCCAAUGAAAAAUGACAGGAACCUUUAUGCAACCCUCGGUGAUGAUCCAGCCUCGGUGUUCCUAGACGAUGUCCCAUGA